GAUGUCCGAAAAAGAGCUCACCAAGGGCGCCAAGAGGAUCCUGGACGAUACCGAAGAGAACACUUGCGGCUUCGCAUCCUUCUUCAUUUUGGAUCAAGAUGGCUAUGGCAAGAAGACCAAGGGAUCCAAUGUGGAGGUGCCCUGGCAUUUGGUGAGCUCCGAAGGUUGGACGGCAUGGACGGCAUCACGGUGUGGUGGACGUUCCACCAGGCGAUGAGAUUGUCAUGCAGGCUGAGUUGCCGGCGAAUCCGAUCUUCUACCUUCAGGUGUCGAAUGAGGAGGGCAACUACUUCUGGAGCCAGUGGUGGCUGGCCGACUCCAAGCGCUCCAAGACCAAUGCCAUUUGUGACUCAAUCCCCAAGGAUUGCCGUUUGAUUCACAAGGCCCUGGACGGCGACAAGGUGGAGUUCACGUGUGAGGCGCAAGUGCCUUUCCUGAAGGAUUCCAUGAGUCGCCUGGUGACCCUGACCUUCACCACCAAGGAGCAAAAAUUCGUGACAAAGGUGACCAAAGCUGUCUUGAAGAUGCCGAAAGCCUCGUGGGUAGAAUGGAAGCAGCAUCGUUUGCGCCUCUGGCGAGCCUCCAAGGUGUGGGGAGGCAAAGAUGAAGACGAUAAAGAUGACGAUGAGAAGAAGGAUGACAAAGACAAGAAGGAUGAUGCGUGAAGACUCGAGGCUUUCGAGGUUUCUCUUCCUCCAAAACCUCAUCGGCUGUCGCAAUUGCUCAUUCACAGAAAGGUCCGUCAUUUCCAAUUCGCCGAUUUUGGACGUUGCACCUCUGAGCGACGUCGAAAGCUGAACCGAGCUGUUGAUUCGAAAGCGGAGAUGAGACAAAGAAA
This is a messenger RNA of Cladocopium goreaui, 838 nucleotides long. The record is from the annotation of a GenBank genome assembly. Lineage: Eukaryota; Dinophyceae; Suessiales; Symbiodiniaceae.